This is a messenger RNA of Sclerotinia sclerotiorum 1980 UF-70, 993 nucleotides long. RefSeq lists its product as hypothetical. Lineage: Eukaryota; Fungi; Ascomycota; Leotiomycetes; Helotiales; Sclerotiniaceae. Bases 1 to 993 code for a protein of 330 amino acids. The record is from RefSeq and is a predicted model, not a curated record. The transcript is spliced from 4 exons.
AUGAUUUUCAUUAAAGAUUUACUACUUUUCCUACUCUUCGUUCUUCUAUCUCCUGUUAAUGCUUUACCUAAGAAAAAUACCGCUUCAUCUUCUACAGGCUCUACGACGAAAACAGGAACUGCGGGUGGUGUAUCCAAAGCUGCAGGUGGAACGAUGAUUUUAGAUAAAACCGUUCAGAUUAAUGGUCUUCCAAUUCGUUAUAAAAUCAGCGCUCCGGCAAAUAUGUUUACCCCAGCAUCAGGAGUAACCGGCGGCACAGCAUCAUCCAACACAACCAGAAGAGCAGGUCUUAACGUUCUUCUCCACGGCGAUGGAGGAACAUCAUUCUUCGACUUUCCCAAUCAAGCAGUCCAGAAUAAUCUCAUGGGAGUUGUCGUCCUCGCUCCAAACAAAAAAAUGUUCUGGGGAGGUGGAUCCGGUCUCCAACGUACCGACGGCGUCGCCCACGCCGCAGCAGUAAAUACACUAAUCCAAACCCAAUUAUCCAAAGACGUAUCAUUCGAUGCGGGGAAUGUAUAUUUCACCGGUGUCUCAGGCGGUUCUCUACUCCUAUCCGGAUUCUUCAUGCCCGCAUUCGGCGCCCAGUAUAAAACAGGUGUUCUUUUAAAUUGUGGUGCCCUCACCCCGCAAGUGCCCGUUGUGGAUGCGAAUACCCUGAUGUUGAAUACGAAGAUACAUUUUCAGAGUACGAAGGAUGAGUUGACUUUAUUGCAGGGAUCUAUUCCCACGGCGAUAAGUGCGUAUGAGAAAUUGGCUAAGGGCGCUGGUAUGUCGGUUGCUCAGAUUGGAAAUUUGCAGACCGUGGAUAAUACGCCGAGUGGAGGUGGUCAUUGUGGAUUCGAUAAUAAAGAUUUCGUCUCUGGAGUCCAGUUAAUGGCAUCGAAUUAUGCAAAUAUCAUGGGUAAAAAUGCUUCAGGUCAGGUUACGGGAAUUGGAAAUGUUUUGAAGACGGUUGUUGGGAAUGAGAAAUUGGUUUUUACUACUUCUAAUUGA